GGCCAAGGAUCUGUGAGCUCCAGAUCCCAGCUCUACCUCCACAAUAUAAUUUCCUAUCGAGGGCCUAAUGUUAACAGUUAAGGGCUGGAGAGGGGGGAGUAGUUGGAGAUUUUUUAACAAAUAAUUUGGAAAAUAACGUUUUCAUUUUUAUUUAUUUUGGCGGCUAGCCGGUGCGGGAAAAGAAACUACAGUAGCCUCACAUUCCUCAGAGAAAAUAACUCCGCCUCGCAAAACAAAGCCAGAUAAAUCAGCAGACCUUUCCAAAUCUGUGUUGAAACACACUAACAAUCACAGGAGACAGAGCAGCCAGGACAAAACUCAGUGUCUAGCACUCUCCAGCAGUCUCGUGAGGUUUUCAUACCACUUGCACUUCACUUACAAAGCUCAGGCUGACCACCCGGCAUGCUCCGAACCAAAUCGAACGCAGGCCUGCGAACCUCGUGUGAGCCGUGACCGACAACCCCCGCGAGCACGACGAAGCCGGCGGAAGGUGGGAUUAAGUCCCGCCCCCGGGACGCGGACGCGGCCUCUCCUGCCGCUCUAGGCCGGCGGCUGCUCUCUGUGGUAGGGCGGGAAAUGUGUUGUCAUCGGCAGAGCGACGUCCGGAGGCUGCGGCUGAGGCCCCGGCGGGGCGUUUGGUUUCGGUUUCCCCCUGACAGGAAUUACUGUUGACGGUCGAAAUGGGAGUCCCCAAGUUUUACCGAUGGAUCUCGGAGCGAUAUCCCUGCCUCAGCGAAGUGGUGAAAGAGCAUCAGAUUCCUGAAUUUGACAACUUGUACCUGGAUAUGAAUGGAAUUAUACAUCAAUGCUCCCAUCCUAAUGAUGAUGAUGUUCACUUCAGAAUUUCAGAUGAUAAAAUCUUUACUGAUAUUUUUCACUACUUGGAGGUGUUGUUUCGCAUUAUUAAACCUAGGAAAGUGUUCUUUAUGGCUGUUGAUGGUGUGGCUCCUCGAGCAAAAAUGAACCAGCAGCGUGGGAGGCGUUUUAGGUCAGCAAAGGAGGCAGAGGACAAAACAAAAAAGGCAAUAGAAAAGGGAGAAACUCUUCCUACAGAGGCCAGGUUUGAUUCCAACUGUAUUACACCAGGGACUGAAUUUAUGGCCAGGUUACAUGAACAUCUGAAGUAUUUUGUAAAUAUGAAAAUUUCUACAGACAAGUCGUGGCAAGGAGUUACUAUCUACUUCUCAGGCCAUGAGACUCCCGGGGAAGGAGAGCAUAAAAUCAUGGAAUUUAUCAGAUCCGAGAAAGCAAAGCCAGAUCAUGAUCCAAACACCAGACACUGUCUUUAUGGUUUAGAUGCUGAUUUGAUUAUGCUUGGAUUAACAAGUCAUGAGGCACAUUUUUCUCUCUUAAGAGAAGAAGUUCGAUUUGGUGGCAAAAAAACACAAAGGGUAUGUGCACCAGAAGAAACCACAUUUCACCUCCUACAUUUGUCUUUAAUGAGAGAGUAUAUUGACUAUGAGUUUUCAGUAUUAAAAGAAAAGAUCACAUUUAAAUAUGAUAUUGAAAGGAUAAUAGAUGAUUGGAUUUUGAUGGGAUUUCUUGUGGGCAAUGAUUUUAUACCACAUCUACCUCAUUUACAUAUUAGUCAUGAUGCACUGCCACUUCUUUAUGGAACAUAUAUUACCAUCCUGCCAGAGCUUGGAGGUUAUAUUAAUGAAAGUGGGCAUCUCAACUUACCUCGAUUUGAAAAAUACCUUGUGAAACUAUCAGAUUUCGAUCGAGAGCAUUUCAGUGAAGUUUUUGUGGACCUAAAGUGGUUUGAAAGCAAAGUUGGUAACAAGUACCUCAAUGAAGCAGCAGGUGUCGCAGCAGAAGAAGCCAAGAACUACAAGGAAAAGAAAAAAUCAAAGGGCCAGGAAAAUUCUAUGUGUUGGGCUGCUUUAGACAAAAAUGAAGGUGAAGUGGUAACUUCUAAGGAUAUUUUAGAAGAUGAGACUGAAGAUGAUGACCUAUUUGAAACUGAGUUUAGACAAUAUAAAAGAACAUAUUACAUGACGAAGAUGGGGGUUGACGUAGUGUCUGAUGAUUUUCUGGCUGAUCAAGCUGCAUGUUAUGUUCAGGCAAUACAGUGGAUUUUGCACUAUUACUAUCAUGGAGUUCAGUCCUGGAGCUGGUAUUAUCCCUAUCAUUAUGCACCUUUCCUAUCUGAUAUCCGCAAUAUCAGUACACUGAAAAUCCAUUUUGAACUAGGAAAACCUUUUAAGCCAUUUGAACAGCUUCUUGCUGUACUUCCAGCAGCUAGCAAAAAUUUACUUCCUACGUGCUACCAGCAUUUGAUGACCAGUGAAGACUCACCAAUUAUAGAAUAUUAUCCACCUGAUUUUAAAACUGACCUAAAUGGAAAACAACAGGAAUGGGAAGCUGUGGUAUUAAUACCUUUUAUUGACGAGAAGCGAUUGUUGGAAGCCAUGGAGACAUGUAACUACUCCCUCAAAAAGGAAGAGAGGAAAAGAAACCAACAUAGUGAGUGCCUAAUGUUCUGGUAUGAUAGAGACACAGAAUUCACCUACCCCUCUCCAUGGCCAGAAAAGUUUCCUGCCGUAGAACGAUGUUGUACAAGGUACAAAAUAAUAUCAUUAGAUGCUUGGCGUGUUGAUAUAAACAAGAACAAAAUAACCAGAGUUAACCAGAAGGCAUUAUAUUUCUGUGGAUUUCCUACUCUGAAACAUAUCAAACACAAAUUUUUUUUGAAGAAAAGUGGUGUUCAGGUAUUCCAGCAAAGCAGUCGUGGAGAAAACAUGAUGUUGGAAGUCUUAGUGAAUGCAGAACCAGAUGAUCUUAGUAUAGAAAAUGUAGCUUCAUCAGUGCUUGGAAAGUCUGUCUUUGUUAAUUGGCCUCACCUUGAAGAAGCUCGAGUUGUAGCUAUAUCAGAUGGAGAAACCAAGUUUUACUUGGAAGAACCUCCAGGAACACAGAAGCUUUAUUCAGGAAGAACUGCUCCACCAUCUAAAGUGGUCCAUCUUGGAGAUAAAGAACAAUCUAACUGGACAAAAGAAGUACAAGGAAUUUCAGAACACUACCUGAAAAGAAAGGGAAUAAUAAUAAAUGAAACAUCUGCAGUUGUGUAUGCUCAGUUACUCACAGGUCGUAAAUAUCAAAUAAAUCAAAAUGGUGAAGUUCGUCUAGAGAAACAGUGGUCCAAACAAGUUCUUCCUUUUGUUUAUCAAACUAUUGUCAAGGACAUCCGAGCUUUCGACUCUCGUUUCUCCAAUAUCAAAACAUUGGAUGAUUUGUUUCCUCCUAGAAGUACGGUCUUUAUGCUGGGAACCCCCUAUUAUGGCUGCACUGGAGAAGUUCAGGAUUCAGGUGAUGUGAUUACAGAAGGUAGGAUUCGUGUGGUUUUCAGCAUUCCAUGUGAACCCAAUCUUGAUGCUUUAAUACAGAACCAGCAUAAAUAUUCUAUAAAGUACAACCCAGGAUAUGUGUUGGCCAGUCGCCUUGGAGUGAAUGGUUACCUUGUUUCAAGGUUUACAGGAAGUAUUUUUAUUGGAAGAGGAUCUAGGCGAAACCCUCAUGGAGACCAUAAAGCAAAUGUGGGUUUAAAUCUCAAAUUCAACAAAAAAAAUGAGGAGGUACCUGGAUAUACUAAGAAAGUUGGAAGUGAAUGGAUGUAUUCAUCUGCAGCAGAACAACUUCUUGCAGAGUACUUAGAGAGAGCUCCAGAACUUUUUAGUUAUAUAGCCAAAAAUAGCCAAGAGGAUGUGUUCUAUGAAGAUGACAUUUGGCCUGGAGAAAAUGAGAAUGGUGCUGAGAAAGUUCAAGAAAUUAUUACUUGGCUAAAAGGACAUCCUGUCAGUACUUUGUCUCGUUCUUCUUGUGAUUUACAAAUUCUGGAUGCAGCUAUUGUUGAGAAAAUUGAGGAAGAAGUUGAAAAGUGCAAGCAAAGGAAGAAUAGUAAGAAGGUACGAGUGACAGUGAAGCCUCAUUUGCUAUACAGACCUUUAGAACAGCAACAUGGAGUCAUUCCUGAUCGGGAUGCAGAGUUUCGUCUCUUUGACCGUGUUGUAAAUGUGAGAGAGAACUUUUCAGUUCCAGUUGGCCUUCGGGGCACCAUCAUUGGAAUUAAAGGGGCUAAUAGAGAAGCUGAUGUACUAUUUGAAGUAUUAUUUGAUGAAGAAUUUCCUGGCGGCUUAACAAUAAGGUGCUCACCUGGUAGAGGUUAUCGACUGCCAACAAGUGCCUUGGUGAACCUAUCUCAUGGGAGUCGCUCUGAGACUGGAAAUCAGAAGUUGACAGCCAUUGUGAAACCACAACCAGCUGUGAAUCACUAUAGCUUAAAUUCAUCAAUUUCAUAUGGGCAUUUGGGAGGCCUCAACCAUUCCCCUCAAUCACUUUUUGUUCCUACUCAAGUACCUACUAAAGAUGAUGAUGAAUUUUGCAACAUUUGGCAGUCCUUACAGGGAUGUGGAAAGAUUCAACACUUUCAGCCAACUGUACAAGAGAAAGAUGCAGUUCUACCUCAAGAAAUAAGUCAAGUAAAUCAACAUCAUAAAUCUGGCUUUAAUGACAACAGUGUUAAAUAUCAACAAAGAAAACAUGACCCUCACAGAAAAUUUAAAGAAGAGUUUAAGAGUCCUAAAGCUGAGUGUCGGUCACAAAAAAUGUCCAAUAAACAGCCUAACUCUGGAAUUGAGAACUUUUUAGCAUCCUUGAAUAUCUCCAAAGAAAAUGAAGUAUACUCAUCUCGUCACAGAGAGCCUUCAAGUGAAGAGCACUUGUCACCACAGUCAUUUGCUAUGAAGGGAACACGGAUGCUUAAAGAAAUUCUAAAAAUUGAUGGCUCUGACACUGUGGACCAUAAGAAUGAAAUGAAACAGUUUGGUAAUGAAGUCACUGUUUCCUCUAAUAGAAGAAAUGAAUCUGGACUGUCCUCACAGCCUAAACAAAAUAAGAAAUUAACAUCUUAUAUGAACAAGCCUCACAAUGCUAAUGAGUACCAUAAUGUUCAGUCUAUGGACAAUGUAUGUUGGCCAGCUCCUGGCCAGAUCCCACCUGUGUCCACACCAGUAACUGAACUUUCUCGAAUUUGUUCCUUUGUUGGAAUGCCACAACCGGAUUUCUCCUUUCUUAGGACACCACAGCUUGAUAUUUUUACCUUUUUUCACGUUGAUUGGUUUAUUCAUACCUACCAAGAAUUUGAAGGUUAUAGUCGGAAUGCCUUUGAUCUAAUAUGUUCUCCAAAUGUUCCAAGUUGGGAUCACUAUGGAAGCAGCUUAGCAUUGGGGGCAGGUGAGAUCCUUAGGGGCAGUUUUACUGAGAAAAGUUUUCCAUGUUUUUUAACAGCUAAUAUAAUGCCUUCACCAUCUCAUCUCUUUGGCUCAAUGCCAUGGGGACCAUCAGUGCCAGUUCAUGGGAAGCCUUUCCAUCAUACUUCAUAUUCUGGAACCAUGCCCAUGGCUGGGGGAAUGCCAGCUGGUGUGCACAGUCAGUUCAUACCCCUUCAGGUUACUAAAAAAAGGGUUGCAAACAAAAAGAACUUUGAGAAUAAGGAGACCAAGAAUUCUUCUCAAGUCACCCCACUUCAGACUAGCCAGCCAGGGUCUUGUAAUGUCACCAAAGUGACUUCACAGGAGAGUUCUUCAACUUCCUUAAAGUCCUCUCAGAUUGCUCAACCUGCAUCUUCUUUUCAAGUUGAAGUCGCCUCCCAAGGCCAUAGUGUGUCUCACCAUAAGCCAACACCAGGCUCUUCAAGAAGAAAAUCAAGAAAACUGGCUGUCAAUUUUGGCAUUUCUAAACCUUCUGAAUAAAUUUGGUACUUGGAAUAAAAUUAAUUUCUUUUCUUUCCAUUCACCUUUUGUAAAUCCAUAUAUAUGUCUCAUAAAAAAUUUAGAAUGUACUAUUUUAAUAUGUUUAAAUUGAAAAUUUUUAAGUUGUCAGGCACUUUUCAUGCUGUUUAAAAGACUAUAUAUCAAAUUGUGCCCUUUAAAUAUGUGCAAUUUGUUGUAUAUCAAUUAUACCUCAGUAAAGCUGUUAAAAAAAAAAGACUAAAUUAAACCUUGUGUUAAAUAAUAUCAGUGGACUAAGCAUUAAAAUGUACUGCUCUAACCAUUGGCCUCAUCACUAGAAGCAUCCUGAACUAUGAAUUAGACUUCAUAUUAGCAAUAAUAAAAAACAUUUUUUAUGCUAUCAUUGAGGGAUAAUUAAAUGGAGCAUGAAAAUUGGACCUGAAGUAUAACUUACCGAAUGUGGAUUUUAUUUCUCUUUUUAAUGAUGUAAAAUUGUCAGGAGGAUAGCUCUUAUUUAUGUGUAUUUUAACUUACGUUUUGUUGUCUCUGAGGGUCUUUAGACCUGAUGUGAAAUGAUCACACUUGUUGUGGUGCUGCCAGUUUUGCUUUAUUCUAAAUUUUGUACCAAAGCAACUUUGGAAUACUGAUCAGAAUAUUUCAUCUAACUGCUUAGAGCUAUAAAUAGCAAUGUAGAUUUGAGUAAGUAAUUACAAUUUUUUAGAUUAUUCAAGAACCAGCAUUAGUAAUUUCUAAAAAAUUGUUUCAAAAUCUACAGGGUACAAUGAUUACAAAUUAAUCUAACAGAAUAAAGUACAGAACAUUCAUCAUAUUGUUAAAAUAAGUUGUGUUAUUCUUUUGUAUAGCUUUUUAUCUGCUUAUGUUAAUAUAUGAGAGCUCCAUUGUUGGUCCAUGUAUAGUGCUUCCUGGAACUAAUGAAAUUUUAAAUUUUUAAAAAAUUCCAACAUAUACUGUAAUACAGUCACAAUCAUUAGUUCAUAAUGUACAUUAUUUACUUCCUCUCUAAUUCUAGUUCUAUAUUUUUAGCUUUAUGCUGAACUGUUCAGUGACACUGGCAUUUUGGUUUUGCUUGUCAUGUGUGGAUGUGUGUUAUUCAAGCUGUAACUGUUGAAGUUAUUUUACAACUUAUGAAAAUUUCUCAGUGGUUCCAGGGCUUGAGUUUAUAUAUUUCAUAUCACAAAACUAAAGGAAAAAAUACUUAUAUUUCUAAGGAAAUGUCAUACUUUUUGAAAGUAGGAGCCACAGUCUUUAUAUGGAGCUGCUUAUUAUUAUAUCUGAUUUCAUUUAACUUGUUGAAAACUCCUCCGGAAGUCUUAAAGUAGUCUUUGUUUUUUAAAAUGCUGAUAUUGAACUAAAUGGAUUCCUUUCUCUAACUGCUGAUUUCAGAGUUUCUCUAAACAUUAGCAGGAUAUUUGUCUAUUAGUAGUGCCUUUAGUAUAAGAGGUAAAAAUAUUCGUUAUCUGUCAUUUAUUAUAGUGAGUUUCUGUGGUUUUAUUUUCUAUUAAUUUUCUAGAUUCAGAUGUUCAUCAGUUCCCAGCACUUCCUUGUUUCUAUAUCUGUAGUGGGGUCUUGAAUAAUGAGGCUUAAGUAAUUCUCAGUGUUUAUUUCUUCACAAACUCUAUUUGCUUUAAAAGGAAACAUCUACUAUGGGAACACAAGGAAAAAGUUAAAUAGUGACAAUAAUGUUAUGUUAACCUCUUAUUACUCUAAAAUGUGUAAUAUUUUUCACUUCACUUAACUGUACAACUACAGCAUUCAAGAAUUGCCUCACUCUUCACUGCAUGUGAGUUCUAUACAAGUGCACAGGCCAUGUCUUUUAAAGGAAGGAACACACACCUAGCAUCUUCUGAAAACACCAAGAGAAAUGUUGACCUCCCCAUUAUUUGAGAGCACAGAAAGCUGAUAAUUCUAAAAUAGAAAGACAGUAAAGAUGUUUUAUUUUUCUUUCUUCCUCAAAAAAAAAAAAAAAAAGAAAGAAAGAAAAAAAUUCUAAGUGUCAAGAGUGAAGAGAGAGAUUAAAAUAGGAGAGAGCUCCAUAAUGGAUGGAUAGUGGUCAGGCUUUCUUCUCUAUUCUUUUCCCUUAUAGACCUAUUCCAAAUGUGGGCUUGAGAUCAGUGGGAGACAUGCCCUGCCUGGGGAAUAUGUAAGAGCAGAGGCUGUUUUUUAGCUCGUGAUGAUCAUGAUGGCCUGGAUCAUGCCUUGUGUAGUCAAGUGCAUCUCUGAAAAACAGUUGGACUUUAGAAAACUUAGACAAUUUUUCUCUUUUAGAUAGGGCAGACAGAGACCACCCCUAAAGUUUGAAAUGUGCUCAUUCAACUGGAAUCUGCUGAGGAGUUUUUGUGAAACUGUAGGGCACAGAAGGACAGAUUUCUCAAAUCUUAAUGUUUCCACAUAACUAGAACACUGAAAUCUAUUUAAACCUUCCUCUCCUCACUGAAGCAUUAUUUCUAAAUAUUCUUGUUCACUAAGUCUUUUCUUUGUUUGAGCAAAUUAAGUGAAUUUUGAAGAUUGAUUCUUCCAGUCUCAUUGUGCCUUUUCGCAAUUUCCUUCCUGCAUUACUUGGUCAUUACUUCAGUUUUAUAAUUUGAGAUAGAAUGCAUUAAUUGACUUAAACAUAUAGACUAAAGUCUUAAACAUCUUGAGACUCAGUUGCAUGAAAAUUCACCUCUAUUGAAAUUUCAUUUCAAUUUAAGAUUUUCCUUGCUUUUGAAAGGGAUGAGUAAGGGAAGAUUGGAGAUCUUUUUUUUUUUUUUUUCUUUUUCCUAUUGGUGGAAGGUAUGAAGACUAUUGAUGCAAGUUUUCUGUUAUUUAUUUCCUUUUUUAUGAUAGGUAUUUACUUUAGUUUUAGACUGAUACUUCCAAACUAAUCUAGAUUCUUGGUUUUAAGGGGAGGAGGCAGAGAAGGGGAGGCAGUUGGAAGAAGGAAGCCAGUUAAGACAUCCAAUCGCUGCAUUUUCAGACUAAUGUAUCUUUCUAGCUCAACAAAAUAAAUAAGCUGUAGGGUCUUUUUUUAUUUCACUCGCUUUUUGAUCAUCGGAUUUUGUAUUAAUAAGUCAAUUUUUCAUCCUAGCUUUCUAAUUUUUACCUUAUUGUCUGAGAUAGAGCCAUGCAAAUCUGUUGAAGUUAGUUCUAACAUACUUCUUCCCUUUAUUCAGAGCGCCUUUUUUUAAAGCAACUGUGUACACUUCCCCAGCUUUUUUGAGCUUGCUGUAUUUUUUAGUACCAUCUUGCUUCUGAAUUGUGUUUUUACUGUAGAAAAGAAUUAGUUUAUUGGAGAGAAAUGGCUGUGAAAGUCAUUCUCUAUCUUAGAAAAAAAAAAUCAAUCACAGUUCAUUUGUCAUUUUUCUAGAGAGAGUACUCAAACUGGCCGCAUUCUUUAUGUAUGUUUUGUAAGCGUCAGUGAAACAAUCUUAAUUGCAGGAGCUUCCUUUCCUAGUCAGGAUAAAGCUUAAAAUUCCAGAAAUGAGUAUCUUUCAAACUGACUUAAUUCAUAUUUCCAUCAGACUUCUGCAUCAUCUACCAGGGAACAAGAUUCAGUGUCGAAACAGACUACAUCGUCUCCAGCAACAGGGCCAAGCAGACACAGGCAGGCCCUAAGUUUCACUGUUAAAUGUACUGAGUUAACUCAGGCACCACAAAUCCUUCUUUUAGAGAAAGAGGAAAAACAUGUAUAAAAUAAUUCUAGUAAUCAAAAAUGUCAACAAUUCAUACCUGCUUGUGUGUGUGUGUGUGUGUGUGUGUGUGUGUCAGUGAACCAAUAAUGAUGCCUUGCUCAGUCAGUGCAUUCAGCCAUCUCAAGUGCAAUUUGUGAGGGAGACUGUGGUUUCCAGAAGAUAUAUUUUUUAUGUAGUUAACCUGUAAAAGUCAGUUUUUUUCUAGCAGUAUACCCAUUGCUAAUGAUUAUUUCAGCAGUUGGUAUACUGAUAAAUUGACCAGGCCAAAAAUUUUCUGUAGCUGUUUUAGUAAUUUGAAGCCAAAUUUUCAUACUGUUUCUCAUGGAAUAACAAGAGAAUUUGGUUCACAGUUUGCUUUAAGUACCGUUAUUCCUUUUUUUCCCUUACAGUUAAAGGUUGUUUUUGUUUGGUUUAGUUUUUUGGCUUUUGAACUUUUUUUUUUUCUUUUGCCUGUACCCAAUUGCAUCCUUGAGUGUUUUUAUCUAUUUUGAUAUAUAAGUAAUAGAUGGUAUGCUGUGUCAUCAAAGUGUUCAACAUUUUGUUCAUUUAAACAGUAUAAUUCAUACAUAUACACAUGUAUCUUAAUUCAUUUCUUUUCUCACAGCUAUUUUAUAAGUAACUGGAAUUUUUCAUUAGAUCUUAUACAGUACAGUAUUUUAUUAAAAAUUCAAAAGGGAAAACUUUUGUGUCCUCAUUUUGUAGUUUUUAUUUUUAAAAUAUCUUUACAUUGUCUGUAAAAUCUUUACAUUGCCAAUUAAAGUGUUUUAAACUUGCAUUGGAAUGGACUCUGAAUGUAUUUUUGUGUUAAGUUGUACAUUUGUAGAUUUCUAGCAUGAAGUUAGCCUCAAAAUGCUGUGCAAAAGGAUUUUAAAAUGUAAGAGUCACUGAAAAAGUUUAAACAUCUAUACAUGUUAAAUGCUCUAUGGAUUUUAAUUAAAGUUUUGAGAAUAAUUUCA
Molecule: messenger RNA, 10377 nt
Organism: Galeopterus variegatus (Sunda flying lemur)
Lineage: Eukaryota; Metazoa; Chordata; Mammalia; Dermoptera; Cynocephalidae
Gene: XRN1
Product: 5'-3' exoribonuclease 1
Exons: 42
Coding region: 681-5750 (1689 amino acids)
Biological process (GO): rRNA catabolic process; nuclear-transcribed mRNA catabolic process
Cellular component (GO): nucleus
Molecular function (GO): 5'-3' RNA exonuclease activity; RNA binding
Source: RefSeq, a predicted model, not a curated record